Messenger RNA from Hippocampus zosterae (dwarf seahorse), 1848 nucleotides. It is a transcript of the gene lck, whose product is annotated as LCK proto-oncogene, Src family tyrosine kinase. Gene Ontology annotation, biological process: cell surface receptor protein tyrosine kinase signaling pathway; T cell differentiation; B cell receptor signaling pathway. Gene Ontology annotation, cellular component: extrinsic component of cytoplasmic side of plasma membrane. Gene Ontology annotation, molecular function: signaling receptor binding; ATP binding; non-membrane spanning protein tyrosine kinase activity. The record is from RefSeq and is a predicted model, not a curated record. NCBI's taxonomy places the organism in Eukaryota, Metazoa, Chordata, Actinopteri, Syngnathiformes, Syngnathidae. Bases 167 to 1672 code for a protein of 501 amino acids. The transcript is spliced from 13 exons.
AUGCACGUAAGCACUGUCAGACAUAUCUAAGUACACAGACAGAUGAUGAUGUUGUCACAGCCAUGGUGAAAAGUGAUUUCUAAAUAUCGUCGUUUACAUCCAUCACCCAUGGCGGAACUUGAACUCUGAUGUGCGCGAAGACACAUUUUCUACACAAAGAGAAAAGAUGGGAUGCAACUGCAGCUCCGACUACUCAGAUGCUGAAUGGAUCGAGAACUUGGAUGAAAUUUGCGAGCACUGUAAUUGUCCCAUAUCUCCACAAUCACGCAAUCAAUAUACCAAUCAACUAAUUCCACAUCCAUCACAGGGUUCAGCACCUUCAUCUCCGCUCCCCGAGAAUCUAGCAGUGGCUUGCUACAGCUAUGAACCCGCCCAUGAUGGUGACCUGGGCUUUGAAAAGGGAGAGAAACUCAAGAUAAUUAACAGGGAUGAUCCAGAGUGGUAUUUGGCAGAAUCUCUCACCACAGGACAGAGGGGCUACGUCCCACACAACUUUAUUGCAAUGAACACCGAAGAGACAGAACCGUGGUUCUUUAAGAACAUUUCUAAAAAUGAUUCAAUGAGGCUCCUGCUCGCUCCCGGGAACACAAAGGGCUCCUUCUUGAUUCGUGAGAGUGAGACGAUCCCAGGGUCAUACUCAUUGUCAAUCAGGGACUUUGACCCAAACACGGGUGAAGGAGUGAAACAUUACAGGAUCCGCAACUUGGACAACGGUGGUUUCUACAUCACCAAUAAGAUAUCUUUUAAUUCCCUGAAAGAACUUGUCCAGCAUCAUACACGUGAUGCAGAAGGUUUGUGUACCAAGUUGGUGAAGCCAUGCCAGUCAAGAGCUCCUCAGAAACCAUGGUGGCAAGAUGAGUGGGAGAUCUCCCGGGAGUCCCUGAAAAUGGUGAAUAAGCUCGGAGCGGGCCAGUUUGGAGAUGUCUGGAUGGGUUUCUACAAUAAUGACAGGAAGGUUGCAAUUAAGGGUCUGAAGAUUGGCACAAUGUCGACGGAAGCCUUUCUGGAAGAAGCCAAUGUGAUGAAGAACCUGCAACAUCCUCGUCUCGUGCGCCUCUUCGCUGUGGUUAGCCAGGAGCCCAUCCUUAUUGUCACUGAGUACAUGGAAAACGGUAGCUUGCUGGAAUACCUAAAAACAACACAGGGGAGUAAUUUGUCCAUGAAAACUUUGAUAGACAUGACAUCCCAGGUAGCAGACGGAAUGGCUUACAUUGAGCAGAAGAAUUACAUCCAUCGGGACCUCCGAGCUGCCAACAUUCUGGUGUCCCAUGAGCUCAUCUGUAAGGUAGCAGACUUUGGACUUGCCAGACUCAUUGAGGACAGUCAAUACACAGCUAGGGAGGGAGCAAAGUUUCCCAUCAAGUGGACUGCCCCAGAAGCUAUAAACUUUGGAACAUUUUCCAUCAAGUCUGAUGUAUGGUCCUUUGGGAUCCUCCUAACAGAAGUAGUCACAUAUGGCCGCAUACCAUACCCCGGUAUGUCCAACCCUGAGGUGAUCCAGAACCUGGAGCAGGGCUACAGGAUGCCAAAGCCAGAAAAGUGUUCAGAUGGACUUUAUAAUAUCAUGUGUCUCUGCUGGAGAGAGAACCCGGAAAAUAGACCCACCUUCGAGUACCUGAGGAGUGUUUUGGAGGACUUCUUUAUUGCCACAGAACGUCAGUAUCAGGCGUAGCCUUAACUGCACCAAGUCACAUUCCGACUGUAAAGGCCUGGUUGAUGUCUGCCUGAUGCAAUACUUCAGCUCUAUCUUUCAUCACAGUUGUUAAGGGAACAGUUAACCAUUGCUGUCCUCAUAAAUGUGUUACUUUUAUUGUCUUUAUUGUACAAUUAAAAAAAAUCUUUGAAUUA